AUGGGAGCGACGAUAUCGGUAGUCAAGACUUUGAUUGUCCCAGCCGCCAUCUCGCUCAUCCUUUUUCUGAUCACGACCUACGUGCUCAUCCCUAUCUGGCAACGCUACCGCAACCGCUAUAGCCAGUAUCUUCCUCUGGAGACGAUAUCGACUCAGACCUUGUCGCUUCGGGCGAGAAUACAGGGCGCGAUGGCACGAUUCAUAAUCCCCUCGGCGUGGAGAGCCAGGGUAUCCGACGACGUCGUCGUCGCUGAGCGAAACUCGUUUGAUUCGGACGAGGGCGAGGAACUUGAUGAGGUAGACGAGUCCACUACGAGGAGGGUAUUGGACCAGAGCAGGAAUAGUGAUACUAUGGACAGCACGCCAAGAUUAAGCAGAGACCUGGAGGAGGGAUUCAUGGACGACAGUGACGAAGAGAUAGAAGGUGCGAGAGGUAGAUGA
This is a messenger RNA of Canariomyces notabilis, 441 nucleotides long. RefSeq lists its product as uncharacterized. Bases 1 to 441 code for a protein of 146 amino acids. The transcript has 3 exons. The record is from RefSeq and is a predicted model, not a curated record. Lineage: Eukaryota; Fungi; Ascomycota; Sordariomycetes; Sordariales; Chaetomiaceae.